This is a messenger RNA of Labeo rohita (rohu), 4922 nucleotides long. It is a transcript of the gene pde10a, whose product is annotated as phosphodiesterase 10A. The transcript is spliced from 22 exons. The coding region runs from base 877 to 3441 and encodes 854 amino acids. The record is from RefSeq and is a predicted model, not a curated record. Gene Ontology annotation, molecular function: 3',5'-cGMP-stimulated cyclic-nucleotide phosphodiesterase activity; protein binding. Lineage: Eukaryota; Metazoa; Chordata; Actinopteri; Cypriniformes; Cyprinidae. Gene Ontology annotation, biological process: negative regulation of receptor guanylyl cyclase signaling pathway; signal transduction.
GUCUUAAACUCGUGCCACCAAAACACACAGAACGUUUACGCUCGAAAAACUACGAAAACUACCUCUGCGCAAAGUUUAAGUCACUUAAAACCAAGAGAGCGCUAAAAUCACGAACGUUUGGUCACUCCGUGGUUUCCUAGCAACCGGACUAAGAAGUUUUGAGAAGAGCGUGCUCAACAUAAGGCGAACACUGCUAAUGCAUCGCUGGACAGAAGAUCUCUGUGUAAGAGCAAAGGUACAGUGUUUUGUUCUGUCCGUCCAGUAUUUGACGAGUUGAUACUCCAUCAGCGCUAUAUACUGGACCAAGACAAAAAAAGCAGAAGUCUCCCUAGAUAACACUUCUUUUGCGUUGACCUGAGUGGCAGACAACGGUGACUUUUUAAACGGUGACUCUUUGCAGCUCCUUCACAAGAAGUUCACCGGCUGUAAGGCGAUCUCGACUGACUGGCAGCUGGACACAGUGGUUACUGAGAUCUCUAACAUAUCUUAAAAUGUUUGUACUGGUGUGUAUCACAAAAACAUGGUCAACAACACCCUGGGUGUUCGUGCUUCUGCGAAGAGACGAGCGCGAUUUGAGUUGCAAACUGUCGUGGAUGCGCAUUUUUCUGCUUCAGUAUAAUCCCGGGCACACGUGAUGCGCAAAUCACUUUUGUAGCAACAUCUCUCAUUUGUCAGAGAAAAAUCCGUGCGUGUUUUUAUGCUUGAAGCCUGAAGCUUAACACAUUUCAGGGUUUUCAUUUUCUUUUCUUUCUUUCUUCCUUUCUUUUUUUUUUUUUUAAAUUCACACACAUCAUCACUCGCGCACCAUGCCAACUUUUGCUCCCGUUGCGUUUGUCUCGUAGUGGAGAGAACUGGAAACUGUGGAUGCCUGAAUGAAUGGGGAUCGUGCUUUGUGAAGGUUUCAACUGUCAACAUCCUGCCAAUUUUAUGUGCUUGUCCAGACAAGUGAGUGUUUAUCGUCCUUAUUCCUAUAUCCGUUUUGAGCCAAGAACAAACAGACAGCAGAGAACGCGUCAUAUUAGACCGCCAAUGUCGAAGAAACGCAAAACUCCAGACGACGGUGGUGGUGGUGGCGGUGGGGAGCUUGCGGGCACCGAGGAUUCCCUUCAACAAGGUCUGACGGAUGAGAAAGUGAAGGCUUAUCUCUCCCUCCACCCGCAGAUGCUGGAUGAGUUUGUGCUGGAGAGCGUGAGUGCGGAGACCGUAGACAGAUGGCUGAAACGGAAGAACAGCAGCCAGCCUGCAGAUGAGUCUUCAGCUAAAGAAGUUAGCAGGCAGUACCAGGACACGAAUAUGCAGAGCGUCGUAUAUGAGCUCAACAGCUACAUGGAGCAGCGGCUGGACACUGGAGGAGACAACAAACUACUGCUCUAUGAGUUGUGCAACAUCAUCAAAACAGCCACAAAAGCUGAUGGAUUUGCACUUUACUUCCUUGGAGAAUGCAACAAUAGUUUAUGUUUGUUCACUCCGACGGGGGCAAAAGAGGGGCUUCCUGGGCUCAUCCCCUCUGGUCCCAUCACAUUUGGGACCACCAUCGCGGCUCACGUUGCAAAGACACGCAAGACACUACUUGUAGAGGACAUCAUGGGGGAUGAGCGGUUCCCUCAUGGCACAGGGCAGGACUCAGGGAUUCGUGUACAUUCUGUUUUGUGUCUACCCAUCCUCACCGCCAUCGGAGACCUCAUCGCUAUCCUGGAGCUGCACCGGCACUUGGGCAGAGAGCCCUUCAACCUCAGCCACCAGGAGGUUGCAACAGCAAAUUUGGCCUGGGCAUCUGUAGCCAUACACCAAGUCCAGGUCUGCAGAGGUCUUGCCAAACAGACGGAACUCAAUGACUUUCUCCUAGACGUGUCAAAAACGUACUUUGACAACAUAGUGGCAAUAGAUUCUCUACUUGAACAUAUCAUGAUAUAUGCAAAAAACCUGGUUAACGCGGACAGAUGUGCGCUCUUCCAGGUAGAUCACAAUAACAAAGAGCUGUACUCUGACCUGUUUGAUAUCGGGGAGGAGAAUGAAGGGAAGCCUGUCUUUAGGAAAACCAAAGAAAUUAGGUUUUCUAUAGAGAAAGGAAUCGCAGGUCAGGUGGCGAGAACAGGAGAAGUUUUGAAUAUUCCGGAUGCCUAUGCAGACCCCCGUUUCAACAGAGAAGUAGAUCUCUACACUGGCUACACGACGCGGAAUAUCCUGUGCAUGCCUAUAGUCAGCCGCGGGACUGUGAUUGGUGUUGUACAAAUGGUGAACAAGCUGGGAGGAAGUGCCUUCACUAAAACUGAUGAGAACAACUUUAAGAUGUUCGCCGUCUUCUGUGCUUUGGCCUUACACUGUGCAAAUAUGUAUCACCGGAUAAGACAUUCAGAGUGCAUUUACCGGGUGACGAUGGAGAAGCUUUCGUACCACAGUAUCUGCACAUCUGAAGAAUGGAAGACCCUCACACAACUCUCCCUCCCUUCAGCCAUAUAUAAAGAGAUCGAACUGUUUCACUUUGACAUUGCUCCUUUUGAGGAACUGUGGCCUGCAAUAUUUGUAUACAUGGUUCACAAUUCAUGUGGAAAAAGCAGCUUUGAGCUGGAGAAACUGUGUCGCUUCACUAUGUCAGUGAGGAAAAAUUACAGACGAGUUCCAUACCACAACUGGAAACAUGCUGUGACGGUGGCACACUGCAUGUAUGCCAUCCUGCAAAAAACCACAGGGAUCUUUACUGAGCUCGAGAGAAAAGGCUUGCUGAUUGCCUGCUUAUGCCAUGACCUGGACCACCGUGGAUACAGUAACAGUUAUCUGCAGAAGUUUGACCAUCCGCUGGCUGCAUUGUAUUCCACAUCUACCAUGGAGCAGCAUCAUUUUUCACAGACAGUGUCCAUCCUGCAGCUGGAAGGGCACAAUAUUUUCUCCAACCUGACUUCCAGUGAGUAUGAGCAGGUGCUGGAGAUCAUCAGGAAGGCCAUCAUUGCCACAGACCUCGCUUUGUACUUCGGCAACCGCAAGCAAUUGGCUGAACUGCUGGCCACAGGGGCGCUGGAUCUGAACAACCGUGCUCACAGGGACCGUGUGAUCGGUCUGAUGAUGACAGCCUGUGAUCUCUGCUCUGUGACCAAACUGUGGCCCGUCACACGACUCACGGCCAACGACAUCUAUGCUGAGUUCUGGGCUGAGGGGGAUGAAAUGAAGAAGAUUGGAAUGCAGCCCAUCCCUAUGAUGGACAGGGAUAAAAAGGAUGAAGUUCCCCAGGGACAGGUGGGGUUUUACAAUGCUGUGGCUAUUCCCUGUUACACCACACUGUCAGAGCUGUUUCCUCCUUCCGGUCCUCUACUUACAGCCUGCAGGGAAAACCUGGCCCACUGGGAACAGAUCGUGCGAGGAGAGGACACCUCUGCGUGGCCUUCCACUGAAGAGGCUGAACUGAGCGAGACAUCAGACAGUGGACCAGUAAAAGUGGACAACUGAAUCUGUGGCACCUGUCCCACAGCACCACCUACACCCUGCCAGAGACACUGGACUUCCUGUGGACAGUCCCACUUCCUGCAGAGACAGGAGGAAGCGCAGAGGGCAGGCGGGGAAGGAUACAUUCAGAAAAAUAAACAAAACAUAAUGUUACCUCAGUGGGUGACGGAGGCGUACACUCUAAUGACAUCAGGGCUCCCUCGUUGAUGGCUGGGACUCAAGUCCACUCUGUGUGGGAUCACUUCAGCAGAAUGGAAGUGCUUUUCCUUAGGAGGUUGCUUCUGCAUCUUUUCGUUUAGGUGAUUAUUGUUCUUUUCUUUUUUUGUCAGUUUCUUUCGUGGUCUUACAUUUGAAGAGGCCUUAAAAACGAACCCGAGUUACGAUCUGGUUGGGUGACUCAUAACUAGAAAAUGGAUUGUCUAGUUUGAAAUGGUACUUUUUUUUAAUCCUGCUGUGGUCAAGUGUUGUACGCAAAGCUACUUGAGCGGAUUUAUUUUUUAAGAUAGACAGAAAGAAUGUUUAGUUGCAGUUAAGGUGCAUGAGGCACGAUAAACCCAUCGCUCUGGUGGUCUGAUGGAUGUUUUAUAUAAUAUUCUGAGCAAAAAUGUUUUGCAGUACUUGAAUGAAGAAAUAUAGCCUAUUCUGAGAGGAGCUGAAAAAAAAAAUCCCCUGCAGCGCGUCCUUCCAAAGCGCCUUUGUGCUGGCAUAAGUUUCACUCUGAACCUUACUGAAGUCACACACAAGUCACGGUGUUCCUCACUGAGAUCUGCAGCAUCUUCCAACUUGAUAUGAAGUUUAACCCUCAUAGCGUUAUUGACAUUUAAAGUGGUCAAGUAAGGAAUCAAAUGUUACAGUUUCUGUUGUACCAUGAAAACAUACCAUCUUCCUAGAGUUUAUUGAAGCUAAACUUCAAAAAUGCCUCAUUCAGUACAACUUUCUGAAGUCAGACUGCUUGCACUUAGACAUCAACUUCAGCACACCUCUUUAUGUUCAAAAACAGAAGAAACAAACCAAAAACAACCCUUUUAAUUAUAUGAUUUGAAUUGGGUGGACAAACGGUCAUGAAAUACUAAAUUAUGACUUCUGAACUCUUAUUACAUCUUCACUAUAAAAGUAUAUUUGUGUGUGUACAAAGUAAUUACUGAAGACUGAAAGACAGAAAUGAUGACUAAACAGACAGCAGAUAUUUUGUCAUUAUUUUUUGUUCGAGUUAGGUACCCAAAGUACCCAGAAUCGGUUUAAAGAGAAAAUGUAUACAACUGGAUUGGUUGCUUGAUUAUGCAAAUAUUUAAUAUGGAACUAUUUCUGAUUCUAUUUUAAUUAUUUUCCUCAGUCUUUUUUUAUAUUUUAGGUAUUACAACCUUACCUAAUCUGUAAACUGAUACAAAAUAAUAAAUAAAUAAAAGAUAAGUGACUUAACAUAUAGGUAAAUCAAAAGACACAAUACAUGCAUUAGAGACAUAUAUAAACAUAUUCAAAAAAAA